This is a messenger RNA of Penicillium cosmopolitanum, 1626 nucleotides long. RefSeq lists its product as uncharacterized. Lineage: Eukaryota; Fungi; Ascomycota; Eurotiomycetes; Eurotiales; Aspergillaceae. The coding region runs from base 1 to 1626 and encodes 541 amino acids. The record is from RefSeq and is a predicted model, not a curated record. The transcript has 2 exons.
AUGAGCCCCGCGACCGCCCCCGCAGACCAACACACAGCAAACUAUGAUUCCGAGCAGGCAUACGCGCCAGAGCACCAGCUGAGCGUCGAUUUCGACCAAUUCUUGCAGUCACAAGAUAUGCCUCAUGCAUCAAUAACUGCUUCUCAGCAAAAACGGGAGGAAAUGUGGAUUCCUCCUACAGGCGACGGCGGGGAAUCAAUCGACACAGGGGCAAUGAUGACGGAGAUUGGACUGGCGCAGCAAAGACUAUUCGACGAUGACGGUUCCAAUACAGGACAUCAUCACUCCAUGUCAACAACAUACCCGAGCGGAAUCUCCGAGCCUGGUUCCUUUCCAAUGCAUUACGACCACCAGGGCCAAAAUGGAAACCUCCCACCUACCGGUCCUCCCCCCAAUAUCCAAAACAAGGGGACACAACUAGUUGCGCCGCAUACAACGAAUGGCUAUCAAUACAGCACGCCGGCGGAGUCAGCGCACGAUGACUUACCGAUCACAGAUGUCGAUGGACUGGGUACAACCGAUGUCCCAGGACAUUCGAACGACAUCAAUUUCCACAAACCCGCUCAGCGAUCUAAAUCCAUGCACACAGAGUGGAAUUCCCCGCAUGACACAGAACCCAAUUCGUCCGUUCGUUCGCCGCAAUUAAAUCGAUCAAAAAGUGACCAUGGUCAAGCCGCAAUAAUAUCACCAACUUCCCCGGUUAGUACAGUUGAUGAACUGUCUGCGCCGGCAUUUGCGGUCCAAAUCGCCGCUCCCGAUAUUGCCUCUUCCGUGAAAAGGCGCGGUCGGCAUAAGAAGCAGCCACUGCCACAUCAUGAUGACGAUGAUGAUGAUGAGCUUGCUAUGAUCAUGGAUUCGGGCUUUGUACAAGCCAAACCCGAGAAGCGACGGCCGGGGCGUCCUUCUAAAUCGGAAAAGGCUACUCGACAAGCCGAUGAAGCAAGCGCCCAAGAGACCAUAAAGGGAUCCGAAGCUGUGGUGUCAGAGCAACCUGCGCAGCAAGCAAAGCCAGGGCCAAAGAAGAAGAAAAUCAAGAGGAGUAAGACUGCUCUUGAGACCUUGCAUCAGGCUGGUAAAGUGGAUGACGAUGACGAUGUGAUUUGGGUGGAAUCGAGGCCGUUAGAAAUGGAAAAUGCCAACUCCACGACAAACCAUGUCAAUGAAAAUGACGAGGCAUCAAAAGUCUCAGGGGAAAUUCAAUUCGAAAUCCCUGUCGUUUCGAAUGAAGCUGUUGAAGCACCAGCACCAGCGCCUAAGAAGCGCGGGCGCAAGCGGAAGAAGACAGCCGAGCAGACAGAGGCUCCGGCAGCUUCCAAAGACCCCCAGCUGGAGUCUAAAAACGAAGAUCCCACCCUACCCGAGGCCACGGAACAACACGCACUUAUCCCUGAUCCCCCGAAGGGUGAAGAAAAAGAAGACAUCACGCUCGGCAAAGAAUCAGAGUCAACACCUCAGCUCGACCAAGUCACCAAGCAGACUGCGGCUGGAUCCCUUCCACAAACGCCUCAAAUUGCAAAGCCACACAAGGUACAUAGCCCGAUUUCUUCCACCAGUAAGGUACCCUACCGGAUUGGUCUGAGCAAAAGGGCGCGGAUUGCCCCGUUGUUGAAGGUUGUUCGGAAAUGA